This is a messenger RNA of Lodderomyces oxycetoniae, 690 nucleotides long. RefSeq names its product mitochondrial 54S ribosomal protein mL67. Gene Ontology annotation, molecular function: single-stranded DNA binding; DNA strand exchange activity; structural constituent of ribosome. Gene Ontology annotation, cellular component: mitochondrion. Gene Ontology annotation, biological process: DNA recombination. Bases 1 to 690 code for a protein of 229 amino acids. The record is from RefSeq and is a predicted model, not a curated record. NCBI's taxonomy places the organism in Eukaryota, Fungi, Ascomycota, Pichiomycetes, Serinales, Debaryomycetaceae. The transcript has a single exon.
AUGCGGUUAAGAUCCGAAAAGAAGAUGAGGAGAUUCCUCGUUGAGCAGUUGAAAGCUCGUAAACAAGAUGGUGCUAGAAUUGCUCAAGGGAAUAAGCUUAAAAGUGAGUCUUAUUUACAGGAACUAGGAUUAGCUCCACAAUUGUUUAUAUUUAAGAAUUUAUUCAGUGGCCAGAUUUUAUAUUCGCAGGUUCCUGCUUAUCACCAGGACCAAAUAGAUGCUCAGUUCUACAAUCCAAAUUGGCAAGAUCGAAAACCAUCAAGAAGACAGGAUUUAUGGAAAAUAAUGUGUGUUGCCAACUUCAAUAAUUACGAAUACUCGAAAGCGGCAUAUCAAGCCUUGCUAGAUUUGAAGAGUUUGAGGAAAAAACGUAAGGAAGCAAACAAUAUGAGAAAAAAAAACGAUGAUGGAAAUAUUUGGUAUUCAGGACAAUACCGGCCAACAUACUCGCAAGAAGCCGUUGCCGACUUGGCUCAUGUGAUUGACGAAUUUGAACUAGAUGGUACCAAAUUGUUUUGGGAAAACGAAUGGAGAAAGGGCGAUGAAAAGUUUUGGAAUUUAGCUUACGUAGAGCAUGAUAAGUUACCGGUAUACCCUCCACAACACCAGUCGGUGUUAUUGGAUGUCAUGAGAGCCAAAGCAAUGGAAGAGUUCAGUCGACAGAGGGAGCUACUUAAGCAGCAAAACUAG